Ophidiomyces ophidiicola is the source of this 2148-nucleotide messenger RNA. RefSeq lists its product as uncharacterized. Gene Ontology annotation, cellular component: nucleus. The transcript has a single exon. The record is from RefSeq and is a predicted model, not a curated record. The coding region runs from base 1 to 2148 and encodes 715 amino acids. Gene Ontology annotation, molecular function: exonuclease activity; nucleic acid binding. Lineage: Eukaryota; Fungi; Ascomycota; Eurotiomycetes; Onygenales; Onygenaceae.
AUGGGCAAGAAGCGUAAGCGCGGAGAUUCUUCCCGGGAUGCGAUGGAAAGCUCCCAGCUUAGCAAUGCCUUUGGCAUAGGUAACACUCUUUCUCUCCUUCGUGAGCCCCCUGCGGCUCCACGCGUUGCAAAGCCCCACCAGGGAGGUGCAGAGAGCGAUAUUGCAGAAAAUUGCCCGGACUCGGAGCUUGGGAAAAAGAAAAAGAAAAAGACAGGGAAGGAGAAAGUCAAGUACCCCAGCCUAACGUAUAUUAAUGGGCAAAUGCAAAAUCCAAUCAAGAUAUCAGACUUGCAGGGGCUAUUACUUUACUGUUUUGCAGAUGGUCUUUCUCCCCAGUGGAUAUCGGUGAAACAUUCGGGCCAUAUAAGAAAAGCAGUUGUGGUUAUGGUCCCUGGUUUAGAAACUGGAAUGUUUGACGGAUCGGUAAAACUGACCGGGCCAGAGGCCCCCUCAGCAAACACAGACGUUGAAUCCCCCGAGAGCGUGGAACAGCCUACCGAAUUUGAAAUGUGGAAGAAAGGCGUACCUCUAGAUCGGACUUUGAACCGCUCAAACCCGAAAUCACUUCUUAAUGAAGAACUCCCUGACGCUUUGCAGCCGCUAUCUGAGAUCUUCCCGCAUAUUUGGCCUGUCAGAUCCCCUGGAGAUACGAAAUAUAACAAGCUCCAUUCGCCACUCCAGGCUUUCCUCAUGUCCGCACUUCAAAAAUCAGGCAAAGACGGCAAUAAUGGGCCAGGGCCGAGGCCGCCACGAAACCAAUCAUGGGCAUCCAAACAGGCUUCUGUUACAACAUUUAUUACUUCCCCCCAAGAUUUAAAAGAAGGCGAUUAUGUUCUGCAUCCAGCAUUGUUUGAUACAGUAAACGAAAAAAAUGCCUAUGCAAAUAUUCGCCGUCGAACAGAGCAGUCUGCAGAACAUGGCUGGGUUGACACAAAUAUCAGCCAUGUUAAGGAUGCAAUUGUUCCAGAAAGUGAAAUCCAGACUGGCAGCAUUACGGUUGGCCGUCGGGUACUCGCCCUUGACUGUGAGAUGUGCAUAACUGAAGGUGGGAAAUCUGAGCUUACACGGAUAAGUAUGGUUGGGUGGGAUGGCGAAGUCAUUCUCGAUGAGUUUGUCAAGCCCGAACGCCCAGUGAUUGAUUACCUGACUCAAUAUUCCGGCGUAACGAAAGAGAUUUUGGAUCCAGUUACAACGACGCUGGACGAUAUUCAAAAGAGAUUACUGAAUAUCCUGACUCCCAAUUGCAUACUUGUUGGCCAUUCUUUGAACUCGGAUCUAAAUGCUCUGAAGUUAACACACCCGUUUAUCAUCGACACCGCACUACUUUAUCCGCAUCCUCGCGGACCCCCGCUGAGGUCAAGUCUCAAAUGGUUAGUUCAAAAAUAUCUUGGACGGGAAAUCCAAAAGGGCCAAGCUGGCCACGACUCAAUCGAAGAUGCCAGAGCAGUCUUGGACCUUCUGAAACAAAAGUGCGAAAAAGGCGAACGCUGGGGCACCAGUGAUUGUUCCAAUGAGAGCAUUUUUCGCCGACUUUCGCGAGCCUCGAAAGAUCAUCGGGCUGGCCGUGCAGCAGAAGGCGAAGGCCGAACUGGUGCUGUUGUUGACUGGGGCAACCCCGACCGCGGUUUUGGUGCCCAGGCUUCAGUAGCCUUGGGCUGUCAAAACGACGAAGAAGUGGUCGCUGCGUUAAGCAAAGCGGUUAACGGAGACACUGAUGGCCUGCCUGUUCCUCCCGGAGGAGUAGACUUCACGUGGGCGAGGCUACGAGAACUCGAAGUCUUUCGAGGUUGGUGCAACCGCGUACCCGGUACAUCCAAUUCAUAUGAUUCAAGCUCCGUCGCUGUGCAACCGUCACCAUCAGCAGUGGACCCAGAUACACUUGGUAGUACCGUGGCAAAGACAGUAUCCUACAUUAAACGUAUCUACGACAGCUUACCGCCAUGCACCCUCUUUAUGGUUUACUCAGGAACCGGUGACCCGCGGGAAGUUGUUCGAUUGCAAGCUAUGCACAAGACAUACCUGGAAGAAUUUCGGAGCCGAAAACCUUGGGACCAAUUGACCGUGAAAUGGACAGAUACCGAAGAACAGGCGCUGAAGAAGGCGUUGCAGUUCGCCCGUGAUGGAUGUGGAUUUCUCACUGUAAAGUAA